Hippoglossus stenolepis (Pacific halibut) is the source of this 3428-nucleotide messenger RNA. RefSeq names its product deoxyribodipyrimidine photo-lyase. Lineage: Eukaryota; Metazoa; Chordata; Actinopteri; Pleuronectiformes; Pleuronectidae. Gene Ontology annotation, biological process: circadian regulation of gene expression; entrainment of circadian clock by photoperiod. The record is from RefSeq and is a predicted model, not a curated record. Gene Ontology annotation, cellular component: cytoplasm; nucleus. The transcript has 9 exons. Gene Ontology annotation, molecular function: FAD binding; DNA binding. Bases 195 to 2897 code for a protein of 900 amino acids.
GUGAUACGAACCCAUUACAAACCUUUAUUUCUGCAGGUUACAAAACACAGACACAUGGCUUGUGUAACUCGGAAUCAGCUGUUCUUUGGUAACCGGUGGAGAGGAGGUGCCGGCUGGAUUGAGCUUUUGACUCUGUUAGACGAUCAGAACUUUAUGCAGCAUUCUACGUGAUAUAUCGUCACCUUGCAUUGGAGAUGCCUCCGUCAGCGGCUGGUGCACAGGACAGCAAAGCCUUGGUGAGACAGCUGUUGAGAGAAGUGCUGGUGGGUCGAGAGGAUCCAGAGGGGUUCUUUGCGAUGUGUGUGUCCGUCCUGGGGCAGCAGGAGACCCGCACACAGUUCCAGUCCCUCAUCCAGCCCCUGUCCACGGCCAACAGAUCCCUGCACUGCAGCCUCACCUCCAUCUACCUGGAAUAUUUCUCUAAGACAGGAGAUGAUGACCUGGAAUUUGCACUGGCGCUGUCAGUACUGGAAAUGAAAGAUCCCCAGCUGUCAACCUGCAGUGAAGAAUCCACACUUCAGCCGCUUGGAGCCAAAGCAAAUCAGAGCAGCUCUGUUCAACUGACCUCAGCAUCUCAGCCUCAGGGAAGCAGCAGCCGCACCCAGCGAGCAGAUGUAGGUGGCGGGAGAAAAAAAACCCAAUCAGUGCAAAAGGGACCCCGGGGCGUGAUGUGCCUACCGCAGACAACCCAAGAGACUGAGCUUCAGAAGAGCACACAUGUUGACAAAUGUAAUAAAGAGACACCAGGGACAAGUCAAAGCGUGUGUGUAUCCAAACCAUAUGCCUCAUUUUUCAAACAAGAGGCAGUUUUAAAAGGUGACCAAGAGGCAGUUUUAAAAGGUGACCAAAUGACAGAAGGAGGAGAUUCAAGCAAUCAAUCGGAGAAACCAAAACGCUCUAGGAACAGGAGAAAGCGGCGGGAAGGGGGUGGCCAGCAGGUUGUAGGUAUGCCCACCUCUCCAUCAGCAUCACCACCAGUACUGCUGUGGUUUAGGAGGGAUUUGCGACUGUGUGACAAUCCCGCUCUCAUUGGCUCACUGGAGAAUGGGGCACCUGUCAUCCCUGUUUUCAUCUGGACCCCUGAAGAAGAGGAGGGACCAGGAAUUACUGUGGCUAUGGGGGGAGCUUGCAAAUACUGGCUGCAUCAAGCUUUGUCCUGUUUCUCUUCAUCUCUGGAGCGCAUUGGCAGCCAUCUUGUCUACCUUAAGGCAAAUGGAGUGGGCAAUGGGGUGGGCUCUUCUCUGCGUACCCUUACGGAGCUGAUAAAGGAGACUGGGGCGAGAGCAGUGCUGGCUAAUGCCCUGUAUGAGCCCUGGCUGAAGGAGAGGGACGAUGCGGUGGUGUCAGCUCUGCAGAAAGUUGGUGUUCAAUGCAGGAUGUUCCACUCUUACUGCCUCAGAGACCCUUACUCUGUCAGCACGGAGGGUGUGGGACUCAGAGGAAUAGGUUCAGUGUCUCACUUCAUGAGCUGCUGUAAACAGAACCCAGAGUCUGCCCUUGGGGUUCCCCUGGAUCCUCCUGCAUUUCUCCCCACACCUGCCAACUGGCCUCAGGGUGUUUCUUUGGAUGCUCUGGAGUUGGCACUCAUGCCUCGCAGGAGGGACAGCACAACGAUUGACUGGGCAGUUAACAUUCGUAAGUCCUGGGAUUUCAGUGAGGAAGGAGCACAUGCCCGGCUAGAGGCCUUUCUUCAAGAUGGUGUGUAUAGGUAUGAAAAGGAGUCAGGCAGGGCUGAUGCUCCGAACACCAGCUCUCUGUCUCCCUACCUUCACUUUGGUCAGCUCAGCCCGCGCUGGUUGUUGUGGGAUGCCAAAGGGGCCCGCUGUCGACCCCCAAAGUUCCAACGGAAGCUGGCCUGGAGAGAUUUGGCCUAUUGGCAGUUAACAUUGUUUCCUGACCUCCCCUGGGAAUCCCUCAGACCUCCAUACAAGGCUCUGCGGUGGAGCACUGAUCGUGGCCACCUGAAGGCCUGGCAACGUGGUCGAACCGGCUACCCUCUGGUGGAUGCAGCCAUGAGGCAAUUAUGGCUGACAGGCUGGAUGAACAACUACAUGAGACAUGUGGUGGCAUCGUUCCUCAUAGCAUAUCUCCACCUGUCCUGGCAAGAAGGCUACCGUUGGUUCCAGGACACCCUAUUGGAUGCAGAUGUUGCCAUAGAUGCCAUGAUGUGGCAGAAUGGGGGCAUGUGUGGUCUGGACCACUGGAAUUUUGUCAUGCACCCAGUAGAUGCAGCAAUGACAUGUGACCCCUACGGCAGCUACGUAAGGAGAUGGUGUCCUGAACUUGCGGAUCUGCCUGAUGAGCUCAUUCACAAACCCUGGAAAUGUCCUGCGUCUAUUCUUCGGCGUGCAGGUGUGAUAUUUGGUCAAACAUUUCCUGAUCGAAUAGUUACAGACCUAGAGGAGCGAAGGAGUCAGUCUCUGCAAGAUGUUGCUGUGGUGCGGAGAGAGUUUGUGCAGUACGUGGACAAACGCUCAGGCUGUGACUUGGUGCCUCUGCCCCCCCGCCUCGUCUCGGAGGCCUUGGGCUUAUCACACAGGAAUGGUGGUCAGGUGACAGAAGUGAAGCAGUUCCUGUUGCCCGUUAUAACCCGCAUGGAAUUUAAACACCAUCAAGAAGAUCCGGACGCAGACGCCGCCUCAAAUCCCUACAAUGCUGUUCUCAAGGGAUAUGUAAGCCGCAAAAGGGAUGAGACCAUUGCCUUCCUCAAUGAGAGAGACUUCACUGCCAGCGUGCUGUACGAAGGAGCGCAGAGAAAGGAGAGGCUGGAGAGCAACUAUCGCAGAAUGGAGGGACUCCCUCAGCCUCCUGCACCUCAGGGCAGAGCCAGACGGACUCCAACAGCCAAGGACCGGUUUUCCUUAGUGCCUGGUGGGGCUGUCACUUCACUUAGGUGACCCAGAGACCCAGCAAUCAAGACUUAAAGUUUACAGGUUAAAAGAACCCAGACAGUUACUUGCCUCAACAUGCACAUGUAAAAUGUUACAGGAGACAAUAUUUAGCUUUGAGGAAAUGAGUUAGUGUCGAGAAAGUUACUCAAAAGUUUGUGAUCAUGUUUCAAAAGCUGAUGCCUCUGGUUCGUGAUGACAAGUUGCCUUCAGUUUCUUUGUGGAUCAUUUUCAAAAUGACUAGUUUAGUUUGAAAGCUGAUGAGGUGUUCGUGGGUUUCAGUCUUAUGCUCUGAAAUUUGUUUUUGGACCUACUGUUUUGUAAAUAUUUGUAAAACGGGUUCUGACUUGAGGCUUUUUUUGCAGUUAUUUUUAUUCAUAUAUCAUGCAUAUCAUCUGAGAGAAACAUGACAUGCUGUAUUUUUUUACUUUGGGAAAUAAAGAAUGAGAAGACAAAUCAAAAUGAUUAAGGAACUGUUUAUUUUCUAUUGUACAGGUCCAGUGUUUACAAUAUAGCUGUCAUACAUGCAAUGUAGACCAA